UGCCCUUGUUUUAGUUUUUCUCCUUCAUCCUUCCUUUUAAUCCAUUUUGCCUUCAUUGGUCCAUCCCCUGUCUUUCUCUCUCAAGAUUGAGGCUGGCAUCACCGAAAACAAAGUACAGGCCUCUUUUUUUUUGAAGUUUUUAUAACGAAUGUCAAAUUUGUGUAAACCUUUUUUUUGGGGGGGUUCAUGCAGCCAUGAAAACCGCUAAAACUAAACCUCCUAUAAUAAAACACUUUCUCUUCUCUCUCUCCCUCUCUCUCCUCCUCCUAUUCCUCUUCUUUUCUCUCCAGCCUCGCCGCUUCGCAACCCUUCUCACCACCACCAACCAUCCUUCUUCUUCCUCCGAAGAUCUCAAAAUCCGACCUGGCUACACCUCCUACGACUCCUACAUCCAACGCCAACUCAACAAAACCCUCAACCCAAAACUAAGGAAAAUAUGGACUACCCGUGACUGGGACCGUAAAAUCCAAGUCUUCUCCAGAUUUUUUCAGGAACUGAAGCUUCAAAACCUGCUCACCAACUCCUCAAAAUCUCUCUGCAUCGGUGCCCGCGUCGGCCAAGAGGUGGAGGCUCUCAAACGCGUCGGCGUGUCCGACUCCAUCGGCAUCGACCUCGUUCCUUGCCCACCUCUCGUCUUAAAAGGUGACUUCCAUAACCAACCUUUCGAUAACGAGACUUUCGAUUUCGAGUUCUCCAACGUGUUCGACCACGCGCUCUAUCCGGAGAAGUUCGUUGCCGAAAUCGAGCGAACCCUGAAGCCCGACGGGGUCUGCGUUUUACACUUGGCGUUUUCGAAACGGACGGACAAGUACUCGGCCAACGAUUUGUACAGCGUUAAACCGUUGGUUAAGUUGUUCCAGAGAUCCCAGCUGGUUCGUGUCCGCAAAGUUGACGGGUUCGGAUUGGACACCGAAGUUGUUUUUCGCAAGAAGAAUAUGAUCCAACGGUCCUGAUUUUUUUGUUCUCCCUAUCAUUGACGUUUAUCACGUUUAUAAUACAUAAAUUUGCUGCUUAAUUUUUGGAUUAUUAUUAUUGGCAGCCGUCCAUCGAUCAUGUCAAUUGGGCUCUGCAUGUAAUUGGUUUCUUUGAAAAUUUUUUGAUAGCCGAAGAAGUUCAUCCAAUGAGAUUAAUUCAUCUUCUUCUUUUAU
This is a messenger RNA of Durio zibethinus, 1148 nucleotides long. RefSeq lists its product as uncharacterized. The record is from RefSeq and is a predicted model, not a curated record. Gene Ontology annotation, molecular function: S-adenosylmethionine-dependent methyltransferase activity. Lineage: Eukaryota; Viridiplantae; Streptophyta; Magnoliopsida; Malvales; Malvaceae.